Messenger RNA from Penicillium salamii, 783 nucleotides. The record is from the annotation of a GenBank genome assembly. Lineage: Eukaryota; Fungi; Ascomycota; Eurotiomycetes; Eurotiales; Aspergillaceae.
AUGGCCCGUGUGAGGGGACCGUCUACAUCUGCCGCUACCAUCACCAUACACGACGAGAGACUGACUGAUACCAACACCACAACCCCAGCACAGUUCUCGCAUACUCACAGCCUCACCUCGAAGACCCUCCCGUUCUGGCUAGUCAAUAUUCCCCGGUCGCAAUGGCCAGCCGAGUGCCCUAGUUUUCUACAUGGCCAGCCUCCAAAGAACAUACAAUGUCUUUCGACUCCCGAUGACCACUAUACCCGACAGGACUGGACAGAAGUGAAGGCGAUCAUCGAUACAAACCGCAUCGACCUUUUUCAACGGGUUCCUAGCGAGUUGCGCAGGUAUCUGGAAUUCAUGGCGCAAAUCAAAGCGGAGUAUUCGUCAAUAAUGCGCUUCGUGAUCAAGGAACGGUUACGUUGGGGCGACGGCAAUCAAUCCGACCUGCAGCCUCGCGGCAAACCCUUUGAAUUCGACGAGGACAUCCGAAUCUUAUACAACGACUGGCCGUACGGGGUGGACGUAGACAUUAUCCAUCUGGUGGUUUGGACCAAAUUCGCACUGGAAGAUGAUCCGGUCACGGAAGAGCUCACGGCGAACAUGCGGGCAGCCAUACAAAGCUAUGUGCGGCGCACGUUCUGGCGGGUGCCCGCCGAACAGGUGAUCUGGUUUAGGAAUUGGAAGUCGCUCAAGUCGGUCCAUGCGGUUGAGCAUUUCCAUGUCAUGCUCCAUCGACCAGAUAUGGGGUUUGUGAGGGAGAUCACCCGUGGAGAUGUGCCGCUGAUCGAGCGGGUGUGA